AUGUCGAAGAAAAGCGAGUCCAACAACCCACUGACAACAAAAUUUACAACCGUCGAUAGCAAAAUCCUACAAUCAUCAACUGCAAAACAAAAGUACGGCAACUCGCCGGAAACGAAAUCUGACAACCGUCGGCAGCAACAGUUCGGCAACCCGCCAAAAACGAAAUCUGACAACUGUCAGCAGCAACAGUCUGGCAACCCGCCGGUAACGAAAUUUGUGCCAACAACCAUUGGCAGCAAAAGUCCGCAACCCGUUGACAACAGCAUUCGACAACCAGCGACAGCAAAAGUCUGGCAACCAGCUAGUAACAAAAUCCGACAACCCGUUGACAACAAAGUUCGAAAAUCGUUGGCAGUAAAUGUCCGGCAACCCGCCGGUGACGAAAUCUAUGCCAACAACCAUCAGCAGCAAAAAUCCGGCAACCCGCCGGUAACAAAACCUAUGCCAUCAACCGUCGGCAGCAAAAAUCCG
This is a messenger RNA of Temnothorax curvispinosus, 471 nucleotides long. RefSeq lists its product as uncharacterized. The transcript is spliced from 2 exons. The record is from RefSeq and is a predicted model, not a curated record. The annotation marks the transcript as partial. Lineage: Eukaryota; Metazoa; Arthropoda; Insecta; Hymenoptera; Formicidae.